Messenger RNA from Dunckerocampus dactyliophorus (ringed pipefish), 2718 nucleotides. Its product is annotated as succinate receptor 1-like. The transcript is spliced from 2 exons. Gene Ontology annotation, biological process: G protein-coupled receptor signaling pathway. The record is from RefSeq and is a predicted model, not a curated record. NCBI's taxonomy places the organism in Eukaryota, Metazoa, Chordata, Actinopteri, Syngnathiformes, Syngnathidae. Gene Ontology annotation, cellular component: plasma membrane. Gene Ontology annotation, molecular function: G protein-coupled receptor activity. Bases 34 to 996 code for a protein of 320 amino acids.
UCAAGCUUUAAGCAACUACAGUUGGACUACGUAAUGGUGUUGAAUUGUACAAAGAUAGAUGACAUACUGCAUAAGUACUACCUGUCACCAUCUUAUGGCCUGGAGUUCUGCAUUGGUUUCCCUGGGAAUCUUGUGGUUGUUCUUGGCUACCUCUUCUGCCUGCCCAAGUGGCAGAGCUGCAAUAUUUACCUCUUCAACCUCGCAGUGUCUGAUCUCAUCUUUCUCUGCACGUUGCCACGCCUCUCCUACCUCUACGCUAACCACCAGAAGGAGACCAGCUCCUACGCAUGCGUCAUCAACCGCUACGUCCUGCAUGUCAACCUCUACUCAUCCAUCCUGUUUAUGGUCUGGCUUAGCAUGGAUCGCUUUUUGCUCAUCCAACGCCCGUUGCGGAACCACUUCCUGCUGAGGCCGCAGGCAGCACUGGUUGUGACCGCGCUGAGCUGGCUCGCCGUCAACAUAGAAGUGAGCCCCAUGAUCGCCCUGAUGCUCCAGGAUCUGCAGAAUGCAAACGGCAGCCGCUGCAUUGACUUUGCCAGCCUCGAGGGGGACAUCAGUGUUUUGGGCUACAGUAUGGGGCUCACCUUAACUGGCUAUGUUCUCCCUCUGCUUGGACUGUGUGGUUUCUCCCACCAGAUUGCAAGCCUCCUGCAGACCCAGGAAGUGGCAAUACAUCGCAGGGCGGUAAUGUACAAGCGACCUCUGAGGGUUGUGGCGUCAGCAGCAGCCAUGUUUCUGGUUCUGUACACACCGUACCACAUCAUGAGAAAUGUCAGGAUAGUGUCCCGGCAGGCCUGGGCGGGUGUGCAGUUGUGUACAAGGAUGUACAUCGAGGGGCUCUACAUCUUGACCCGACCAUUAGCUUUCCUGCACAGUGUCGUCAACCCUGUCUUCUACUUCUUCAUGGGUGACAAGUUCCGAGAGCUCCUACUGAUCAAGUUUAGAAAUCUGGUCCGCAAAACAAAGCAGCCGAGAGAACCGGCAUCAGGAACUUAAUACAAAUACCAUAUUUCACAUAAGAGGAGUAUUUCAUCAACCAUUUUUUGUUACAGUAUACUUUCUCACUUGACAAUGUAACAUUAGACUUAAAUACACUUUCAAGGUGACCUGGUCUGGGACUGCACUGGAAAGCUGUGGUUCCUUAAGGGAAAUGUACUGCGGCAUUGUGAAGCAUGAUCUCCUCUCUUGGAAAACUAAGCUGAAUGAGAUUUUUCCAACAUGAUAAAGAGCCCAAACUCACGUCCAAGAUGACAAAGUGCCUUGCUGAGGAAGGUGGCGGUGAAGGUGAUGGAAUGGCUAAGUAUGUCUCAAUAAAACUGAGCACCUUUGAGGCAUCCUCAAGACGUACAAAUGGAGGAGCGCAUGGUGUCUGAGGCUGUCCACACGGAAAUGAUUUCAGGUGAAAACGUCAAAGUAUUCUAUCGUUUCAGCCUUUCAUCCACAUGGAAACGUUUCCAGGUCAAAACGGCAGAAUGUUGAAUCCUUUCAGCCUUUCAUCCACAUGUAGACGCCAUUCUGGGUGCAAUGAAACGGUAUUUUUGUAAAACGGCUUCCAGAGUGGGAAAAUCUGAAAACAGCGGCUUGUCGCUGUCGUGUAGACAAGCAGGCCGCUGCUUUCUGACCAGAAGUGACACGCCAACUAGCGAUGGCAAAAUGAGCCCGAAGCCUCAAAGCUUGUCACACUGCUGAAAUGCUGAUACUGCUGAUAGUAUAAAUACACUAAUCACAAAAAGUUAGGGAUAUGCACAACUGUUAUGCUAGAGAACAGCAAGUUGUAAGUUGUAAACAUGUUGGACAAAUGCAUUCAAAUUUAGAGACGCUCAGAUUAAGUUCUCCUGUAAAGUUGAUACUAUAUCUGAAAACAUCCCUAGCUUCUUGUGAACCCCGUAUAUAAACAUAUAUAUCUGUUAUAAUAAUGCAAUAUUUACUUUAAAAUGUCAUCUUUCCCACUGUAAAGUUGUGGAAUUGCCGUUGUUUGUAUUUUCUCACAGGCAAUUUGUAAUGUCUGUCAAACGUUUGCAGCAUUUCUUGAAUGAGAAACCCAAGAUCUUGUGACACCCCUACUCUCCUAGCUGUGUUGCCAGCUAUUUAGACAAUAAUGGCUGUCCAUCCAUCUUCUUCCACUUAUCUGAGGCUGCAGGGGCAGCUGCCAAAGCAGGGAAGCCCAGACUUCCCUCGCCCCGGCUACUUUGUCUAGCUUCUCCUGACGGUCGCUCCCAGGCCAGUUCAGAGACGUAGUCUUUCCAACGUGUCUUGGGUCUUCUCUGAGGUCUCCUACCAGUUGGACGUGCCCUGAACACCUUCCCAGGGAGGUAUCCUGACAAGAUGCCCGAGCCACCUCAUCUGUCUCCUCUCAAUGCGGAGGAGCAGCGGUUCUACUCUGAGUUUCUCCUGGAUGACAGUGCUUCUCACCUUACCUCUAAAGGAAAGCCCAGCCACCCUACAGCGAAAUCACAUUUCGUCCGUUUGCACCCGUAAUCUUGUCCUUUCGGUCACUCCUGAAAGCUCAUGACCACAGGUGAUGGUGGGAACUUACAUUGACCGGUGAACUGAGAGCUUUGCCUUUUGGCUCAGCUCACCUCUUCAUCACAACGGACCGAUGCAGAAUCCAGAUCACUACAGACUCUGCACCAAUCCACCUGACGAUCUCCCGUUCAUAACGGCUGGUCGUUAAGUUAUUUUCAGUGGAUAAUCAAUCUAUACUGCGAUGUAUAAAGU